This is a messenger RNA of Dimorphilus gyrociliatus, 722 nucleotides long. NCBI's taxonomy places the organism in Eukaryota, Metazoa, Annelida, Polychaeta, Dinophilidae. The record is from the annotation of a GenBank genome assembly.
CAAAUAAUUACCAGUUUGUAUAGGUACACGUUGUCGCCAUGUUAUUACUGUCGAAUUAGUUGGAAUGCUAGAAACUUAUGAUAAAAUAAAUUUUUGACAAUAAGAAAAUAAUGAACAUGAUUCGAAGAAAUAACCCUACAUCUAAAAUUUUAGCAUUAGUUGCUGGUGGGGUUUUAUUACUAUUUGUUAUUUAUAUCUGGCAUGAUACUUUAGGGCGCUUGAGAAAAAGCGAAGAAACAAAUGAACAUUUGAACCAACAGCGUGAUUCUCUGUCAGCACAAUUGAGAGUUAUAUAUGAACAUAAAAGUAAGCUGGAGAAAUCUUUACGAGAUGAUCGACAAUCUUUUAAAAAAUUCAAGACAGAAUUGGAGGAAAAAUCAGGUGAAACUGAAAAAAAGUUUUCUAUGGAAAAACAAAGCCUUCUAAGCAAAAUAGAAAGACUCAAACAGGACUAUAAAAUGCUUCAGAGUCAACACCAAGAUAUGGAGAGUGAAUUUAAUCGAUUAAAUGAACUUUACAAAAAAGAUAAAACUGACUUUUCGGCUGAAAGAGACAAGCAUCAUAAGGACUAUCUCAAACUUCGAGACUAUGCUUCAACUCUAAAAGAAAGUAAUGAUAUAUUAAACAAUAAGAAUAUACUCCUUGAAAAUGAGUCGAAAAAGUUGAAGAAUGAGAUUCUUUCAAAACAAAGAGAUCAGACCGAAGCCCAGCAAGUAAGUUGA